Messenger RNA from Penicillium cinerascens, 1392 nucleotides. RefSeq lists its product as uncharacterized. The coding region runs from base 1 to 1392 and encodes 463 amino acids. Gene Ontology annotation, biological process: amino acid transmembrane transport. Gene Ontology annotation, cellular component: vacuolar membrane. NCBI's taxonomy places the organism in Eukaryota, Fungi, Ascomycota, Eurotiomycetes, Eurotiales, Aspergillaceae. The record is from RefSeq and is a predicted model, not a curated record. Gene Ontology annotation, molecular function: amino acid transmembrane transporter activity. The transcript has 5 exons.
AUGUCUUCAGAAAAGAAACAAGACGAGUCCUUGACUUACGUCUCUUCCAAUGUCGGCCAGGUGACUGAAGGCUCGCAUGAUCCCGUCUUCGGUGAAAUCACGGAAGAUGGUCCGAACUAUCGCAACGUAGGAUGGUUGGGCACGGCCGUGCUGAUGAUGAAAACCCAAAUUGGUCUCGGUGUUCUUUCCAUCCCCGUAGCCUUCGACUCCCUGGGUGUCAUUCCCGGGGUGAUUGUCUUGUGUGCCAUUGCUGCCAUUACGACGUGGUCCGACUAUAUUAUUGGUGUUUUCAAACUGAGGCAUCGUGAGGUCUACGGCAUUGACGAUGUCGGUGAGCUUCUUCUGGGGAAGCCCGGCCGAAUCAUUCUGGGAGGUGCCUUUAUUCUCUGGUGGAUCUUCGUCGCCGGCUCCGGUAUGCUGGGCAUCUCCAUCGGUCUCAACGCCGUCUCCUCCCACGCCACCUGCACCGCCGUCUACGUCGCCGUGGCCGCCAUAGUUACAUUUUCGCUCGGCAGUAUCCAAACAUUAGGUCGCAUCUCGUGGCUUGCGUGGUUGGGUCUUGUUUGCAUUCUUACUUCGAUUCUUAUCGUCACCAUCGCCGUUGGGAUCCAGGACCGCCCUUCCGCCGUACCCGCAGACCUUGUCUGGGUUCCCGAUUAUAAAAUUGUCAAUGGCGAUGUAUCAUUCACCGAUGCAAUCACCGCGGUCUCGACGAUGGUGUUCGCCUACGCCGGCACCCCCGCCUUCUUCUCCAUCGCAUCCGAGAUGCGUGAUCCCGCCCACUACAACCGAUCCCUGAUACUCUGCCAGUCCGUGGUGACUGGAUUCUACCUUGCGAUCGGCGUUGUCAUCUACUAUUUCUGUGGAUCCUACGUUUCCUCCCCCGCCCUCGGAUCGGCAGGCCCGACCGUGAAGAUUGUGAGCUACGGCUUCGCUCUCCCUGGCUUGAUCGUCAGUACACUACUAUUUAUCCACAUCACGGCCAAAUAUAUGUUUGUCCGCAUCCUCUACGGCUCCCGCCAUUUGGUAGCCAAUACCGUCGUCCACUGGGCCGUUUGGAUCGGCUGCACUUUGGGCACCACGGUGAUUGCCUACAUUAUUGCCAGUGCUAUUCCCGUAUUUGGUGAUCUUGUCUCACUCGUCGGUGCCUUGCUUGGUACACCGAUGUGCUUCCAGCCCAUGGCCGGCAUGUGGCUGUACGACAACUGGAGCAAGGGCCGAGACUUCCGAACCACCAAGUGGAUGUUGAUGGUUGGGUGGUGUGCCUUUAUCAUAGUGGCUGGAACAUUCUUGAUGAUUGGAGGUACUUACGGGUCUAUUGUGACCAUUAUUGACAGUUACAAACAGUCGGGAGGUUCGGCCGCCUGGUCUUGCGCCGACAACUCAUCGUAA